This is a messenger RNA of Conger conger (European conger), 841 nucleotides long. RefSeq names its product nicotinamide N-methyltransferase-like. Gene Ontology annotation, cellular component: cytosol. Gene Ontology annotation, molecular function: N-methyltransferase activity. The transcript has 3 exons. NCBI's taxonomy places the organism in Eukaryota, Metazoa, Chordata, Actinopteri, Anguilliformes, Congridae. Bases 1 to 675 code for a protein of 224 amino acids. The record is from RefSeq and is a predicted model, not a curated record.
AUGGGUGAUUCAGACCAAAUAACAUUUACAGAAGGAAACCUCAAGGGCAGCAAGCUAAUUGAAGUAGGAUGUGGACCAACAAUCUACAGCCUAAUAAGUGCAAGCAAGUGCUUUGAAGAGAUAGUGGUGUCAGACUUCACCGACAGCAAUCGCAGGGAGAUCGAGAAGUGGCUGAGCAAUCAGGAGGGCUGCUUCGACUGGCUUCCCACCAUCCAGUAUGUCUGUGAGCUCGAAGGCAGAAGCAGGUCACCAGAAGAGGUGGAGCGGAGGCUGAGGCAGAUCAUGAAGCAGGUGCUGAGAUGUGACGUUCGGCAGGAGAACCCUUUCCACCCGCUGACCAUGGAACCUGUGGACUGCGUGCUGUCUAGUCUCUGUCUGACAGCAGCCUGCAAGGAUAUGGAAACAUACCGGCUUGCCCUGAGAGGUAUAGCGGCGCUCCUUAAACCUGGGGGUACGCUGGUGCUCACCGAUGUUCUCAACGCAUCGUUCUACUUUGUUGGCCAGAGUAGAUUCUCUACUUUGGAUAUUAGCCAGAGCUUCAUCGAGGAAACACUAAGGGACCUGGGAUUCUCCAUCCAGCAGGUCAACAUCCUGGCUACAAGAAAAGGCGAUACCGAGACAUUCAAGUUUGACGCCAAGGAAUUAUUUUAUCUGGUUGCUCAGAAAACAAAAUAGGGUGUAGUUGCUUUCAUUGGAUUCGUUUUUUUCUAUACACAAGCAUCUGUGAAUUUACAGUGAAUGUUUGAGGACUGUAUAUUCUGACUGAAUAUACUCAUUGUCUUUUACUUGAUGCAGAAUGUGAGAUAUAUUAAAUGCUAUUAAAUCAUCAUUAAGACAUGAA